This is a messenger RNA of Exophiala aquamarina CBS 119918, 486 nucleotides long. RefSeq names its product MFS transporter, SP family, general alpha glucoside:H+ symporter. The record is from RefSeq and is a predicted model, not a curated record. Gene Ontology annotation, molecular function: transmembrane transporter activity. The coding region runs from base 1 to 486 and encodes 161 amino acids. Gene Ontology annotation, biological process: transmembrane transport. The transcript is spliced from 2 exons. Lineage: Eukaryota; Fungi; Ascomycota; Eurotiomycetes; Chaetothyriales; Herpotrichiellaceae. Gene Ontology annotation, cellular component: membrane.
AUGGGUGUCAUGGAGGACAGUCGAGCAUUCCCCUCAGCCUCAUGGGGGGCUUUGAUUUUGUCCUCGCACUAUUCAAGGAGUGACAUCUCUGACCAAAUCCUUGCCCAGGUCAUGGAGACCUACUGCUUCUUUCUCAUGGAAAACUUUAUUGCGCUUCCCGCGUUCACGAACGAAUACGGCGUUCUCGACGAGGAAACCGGCAAGCACUUUAUCACGACCCCGUGGCAGUCCGCUUUGGGGAUGGGUGGUCCAGUUGGUGCUUUCAUCAGCGUCUUCCUUGCCGGCCAUCUCACCAGCAAGAUUGGAUACCACUGGGAAACCAUCUGGGCCCUCAUUCGUAUCAACGCAUUCAUUUUCGUCUUGUAUUUCGCAAACUCUCUUGGAGUCAUGCUGGCCUCUCAACUUCUCGAGGGCAUCCCUUGGGGCAUCUUCAUCGCGAAUAUAUAUAGGACCAGCUGGAGGGUGAUUAUCCUCUCGACUAGCUAA